GUUUACUGAUGUUUGGGCCUCAUCAGUUCCCGUAGUCAGAGCUGUUGCUUAGAAACCGUCGUCAAUAAAACACAGUUCAACUCCGCUGUACCGCAUCAAUUUAAAGGUAAAAUACGCUGGAAAAACUUAUCCUGAGACGUGUCAUAAAGUGUCAUCGCAGCAGUUUAGUGCCUAAAAAUGUCCGUGCCUUUCUCCAACACCCACCUGCGUGUCCCCCGUGGGUUUGGGACCAUUCUGGAAGGACUGGCGAGAGAAGUUCUCCGAGAUCAGCCAGAGGACAUCCCUAAAUAUGCAGCAGAACACUUUGAAGCCCUGCUGAAACAAAGAGAAGAGAGUGGCCUGGACCCAGCUGAGUGGGCUGCAAAACUAGAGGAUAGAUUCUAUAACAACCAUGCAUUCAAGCACACAAGUCAUGAGACCAUUUCCAAAGAAAAAUCAUAUGAGUCCCAAACUGAAGAUGAAUCCAGUCAUUUGGAAGAGGCGUCAUCUUUCAAUCAAAAUACCAAACCUAAUGAAGAGGCCGAUUUAACAGAAACUACAGACGACGAAGAAAGACAUGUUAUUCUGCAGGAGGAGUCAGUCAAGGAGCUUCCAGUUGCAAAUAUAGACUCACAUAAUCUGAGCGGGACAGACGACAAACAAGACCCAACGAUAACUACAGUUAAUCAAGCUGACAGUGCAGCUUAUGAAAACGAUAACAGCACAUUUUCAAACCAAAUAUCUGACUCUGACUUAGAGGCCUCUCAGUCACAAUCAUUUAGUGGGACUGCAAAUAUAGAUGUGUGUGCUCUGGAGUUGGGAGAGACAGAAACUGGAGGACAAACAUUUCAUAAAGAUGAGACUGAUGAUGGUAAUGAGGAUUUUAUGGACUCACAAGGAGAAAAAACAGUGGAAGAAACAGCGAGAACGCCCGAGGAGGCUGCAGCUAUUGAAGAACGCAGUGACGCACUUGCUAUCAGCGAAGAAGGCGAAACAUCCCAACUCAAAGAAACUAUUCUACAGUCGUCUCUUUCUCAAUUAGAAACAACAGAGGAUAGUCAUCAAGAAGCAGAACAUCAGACAGAAAACAUAAAGGAAGAAGAAUUAAUAGAAAGUGAAGCUUAUUCUGGGGAAACAAAUGAAAUUGUAGCUCCUGCUGAGGACGAUUUAGGUGAUAACUCUAAAACACAGGAGGAGUCUUUGGUUGAGAUUAGCUUUGAAGAUGUUCCAGAGGCUCAGCAGAUUACAGAGUCUGAGGAGACAAAGCAAGUGGUUGAAAGUUCAGAAGAGUUGCAAGGUGAGAAAUCAGAGGUGCAACAACAUGAAGAGUCUGAGGUUACUGCGGUGAUAACAGCCGAAAAUGUAUCUGGUACACAAGACAAUGAUGAGCCCAAAGUAGAGGGGGGAGAAAUGGAAGUUAGGUCUGAAACGGAGGAAAUGGACAGUCAGCAGGAGGCAUCUGAUAUGGCAAAAGAGAAUGUGGACUCUCAUUUAAAUGAUAGUGAUCAUAAUGAGAUGGAAGAAGGUGUUAAAAACAUCAGCACCACACAUCAGCCCACCACCGAGGCAGAGAAAGUGGAGGAUCAAAAUACUCAAAUUAUUGACGAUAAUGAGAAGAUAAGUGAUGGCGAAACACACCAGAGAGAGGAUUCUCAAACCAAAACAAAUGCAGAUGACCCCGACUACGGAGAAGCGAAAGACACGUUUGGAGAAAGUAAAGAAACCAUAAAUACUGAAGAUUCUGACGCAGAUGAGCAAGAAAUGAAGGAUAGUGAUCCUGAAAAUAAUUUAUCACAAACAGCUCAGUCGAAUGUAGAAACAGUUGGAUUGGAGGAAGAGAACAAAACUUUGGACUCAAGUGAAUGUGAUUUAACAGAAGAGAAGGAAGAGGAGCCGCAGCCAGAGGAUACGCUGGAAGAAAAAGUAGUCACCUCACAGGAGCCAAAUUCAGAAGUGGAACUUGUAGAAGAAAUUAAAAUGGAGAGUGACGUACAAGAGAAGAGGGAAGAGGGAAGCAUUAACCCAGAUGAAAGUGCAGACCAGACUGUCACUGACGACCAGGAAGAGCAGCGGUCACAUGGGUCUGAACAGGACGCCGUACAGCCUGAGGAGGAGAGUAACGACAAGUUAGCCCGUCUGAUUUGUCUGGACCAACAAGGUUCCAAACACGGAGAGAGGGAGUGUAGGAAGAAGUCCUAA
Sphaeramia orbicularis (orbiculate cardinalfish) is the source of this 2178-nucleotide messenger RNA. RefSeq names its product protein starmaker-like. The transcript has 5 exons. The record is from RefSeq and is a predicted model, not a curated record. The coding region runs from base 178 to 2178 and encodes 666 amino acids. Gene Ontology annotation, molecular function: calmodulin binding. Lineage: Eukaryota; Metazoa; Chordata; Actinopteri; Kurtiformes; Apogonidae.